AUGGAGUUGCACCUGGUGCCGGCCCCGGAAAAGAAGUCAAACCAGAAGGCGAUGAUCCCACCAAGGCGCCUGAGAGUCGACACCUGGAAGCAAAAGAUCGAGCAGGAACAAGCCAAGAUCGACAAACUAACCGCCAAGCUUGCUGACAAGACCGACAAGUCGAAGGCUGGAGGCGACCCCAAGAAGAAGGGAGACGACCCCAAAUCAAAAGACCACGCCAAGAACGGAGACAAAGACAAGCAUACUGACGGCAAGGACGGAAAGAAACCCGUCGAUGGCAAGGACGGAAAGAAGCCUGCUGACGGCAAGGACGGAAAGAAGCCCGUCGAUGGCAAGGAUGGAAAGAAGCCCACCGAUGGCAAGAAACCCGCCGACGGGAAGCCCGCCGCUGGUGACAAGCCCGCCGAUGGGAAACCCGCCGCUGGUGAUAAGCCCGUCGAUGGGAAACCCGGCGACAAGCCUGCUGACAGCAAACCAGUCGACGAGAAACCCGCUGACGCCGGCCUCGGUGGCGCUGCUGGAGGCGCUGCAGGAGAUGCCGCAGGAGGUGCCGCAGGAGGCGCUGCUGGAGACGCUUAACCGAGCAACGACCAUUCUGUCUAAUCGGAUCGCCAUUGCUCACACCCCCGCGCUUUGGCUCCGAUUUCUUAUCUGUCCAUCGUCUCCUUCUUUCCUUCUCCGUGAACAUUUGUUUGUCGGCAAAAAGCCCUUUGACAGGCGGCCUCUCACCAUGUAUAAAUAACU
Messenger RNA from Puccinia graminis f. sp. tritici CRL 75-36-700-3, 744 nucleotides. RefSeq lists its product as uncharacterized. The record is from RefSeq and is a predicted model, not a curated record. Bases 1 to 579 code for a protein of 192 amino acids. Lineage: Eukaryota; Fungi; Basidiomycota; Pucciniomycetes; Pucciniales; Pucciniaceae. The transcript is spliced from 3 exons.